CUGUGUUUCUCAGGGACUGCCAGAAGGCAUGGGGAAAGGCGGUCCAAAGCUGGGUCGUGGGUGCUGACUGUUUUUACGCCCUAGGACUCUUCUGUGACGAUACAGGCAUGAUUUCCCAGAUCUCUUACUCGGCGGCGGAUCUUAAGGGGAUUAUUCCUGACAGCAUCUCCUCUCUCGCUGCACUAAGUGUUCU
Molecule: messenger RNA, 193 nt
Organism: Closterium sp. NIES-65
Lineage: Eukaryota; Viridiplantae; Streptophyta; Zygnematophyceae; Desmidiales; Closteriaceae
Source: the annotation of a GenBank genome assembly